Closterium sp. Naga37s-1 is the source of this 1452-nucleotide messenger RNA. The record is from the annotation of a GenBank genome assembly. NCBI's taxonomy places the organism in Eukaryota, Viridiplantae, Streptophyta, Zygnematophyceae, Desmidiales, Closteriaceae.
AUGGCAGGGCAGGCAGGCAGGGAUGGCGCUGACGUCAGCGGCACGGAGCGGCCCGGCGUGAGCGUGCAGCCGCCGUCGACCGCGUCGUCCUCUUCGCACGCGCUGUCGUCGCCCGGGGCCACCGCCGCGGCACGCCCUUCUAAGCCGAAUCCGUUCGGGGCGGCGCGGCCGCGCGAGCAGGUGAUAGCGGAGCGCAAGGGCGUCACGGAGGCGGACCUGCUGCGCGAGCUCGCGUCCAAAGAGUGGCGCCCCACGGUGGUGCUGUCGGAGGCGCAGAAGGAGGAGCAGAAGGCGGCGGAGGCGGAGCUGGCGUUCGCGCGGGACGAGCUGGCGCGCGCGCCGGCGGGCGAUGAGGCGCGGCGCGCGGAGCUGGAGGGCGAGGUGAAGGCGCGCGAGGCCACGCUGCACGACCUGCUCGCGUCGUUCGAGGUGAGUGAGCGUACUCACCUCGCCGCAUCACCACGCCGCCAUGCCCCGUGCCGCUGCGCUCCUCAUUGCGCUUCCCCCCCUCUCUCCGCUCCCGCCCAUCAUCCCCGCCCCUCUGUCCGCUUUUCCUUUGCCUCCUCGCUUUCCACGGAACCCCCCUCCCCUCUCGCCGCGCAGAAAAUGGCGCUGGAGAAGCAAUCAGCCGGAGGGGGAGGGGGGGUCAGGCGCGGAGCGGAGCGGGGCGGGGCGGGGGGAGGAGCAGGGGGAGGGGGGCAUGCGCACGCUGCCCCGGAGUCAUACGGGGGGGGCUUUGGGGGGAGGCGGGGGAGGGAGGGGCAGGGGGGGGAGCAUGGGGGCGCGGGGAGCUAUGGGGAUGCGUGGGGCGGGGGAGGAGGGCGGAGAGGAGGCGGCGGAGGCGGAGGCGCGUGCUACAACUGUGGCGAGGUGGGUCACUUCUCCCGCGAGUGCCCCAAUGCCCCCGGGGGCGCAGGUUCGCGCUCAGGGGGCAUCCUCCCCAUGCUCCCCAUGCCCGCCCUGCCUCAUGCGCCUGCUGCCCUGCCCGCUCCGCGCGCACCCUGCGCCCCCGGAACUGCCUUCGCCACUGCGCCCACCGCGGCCGCCGCCGUUGGGGAGGAGCGCGAGGAGCGCCUCGACGGUGGGCGCGUUGGCGCUCUCGAGGAACGCGUCGAGGCGCGCCUCCGCGUGCAGCAACCACCAGCCGGCGCGCUGCAGCCAAUCGGAGGCGGCGAGGGGCAGCGAGAGCACGGCGGCGGCGGACGCGGACGAGUCGCACGCGGCGCUCUGCACGAUCGCGAGCGAGUCGGGCGGGCCGGCCGUGGCGUCGCCUCCGACGAGAAGCGCGUCGACGAGCAGGUUGUAACUGCCCGUCGCGUUCCUGCGGGCGGGACAGCGCGGGGAGGAGCGCGUGGGAGGCACAGAAAUGGGAAUCUGUCAAGCAACGGGGAGAAUCGUACCACGAGUGAAAAUGGGAGGAAGAGGGGGCCCCUUUUGCGGCCUAUUGCUUAA